Molecule: messenger RNA, 9597 nt
Organism: Plasmodium relictum
Lineage: Eukaryota; Apicomplexa; Aconoidasida; Haemosporida; Plasmodiidae
Product: conserved Plasmodium protein, unknown function
Exons: 3
Coding region: 1-9597 (3198 amino acids)
Source: RefSeq, a predicted model, not a curated record
AUGUUAGAUGGUUAUUUAUCAAAUAAAAAAAUAUAUGAAUUAAUUUCUAAUGAUAAAUAUAAUAGGUAUGAAAAUGAAAUUAAGGGGGUAUUUGAAAAUAAAUAUAAUAAAAUAUUAAAUUAUUUGAGUUCAGAUAACAAGUAUCAUGAUAUUAUUUCAUUGAAACUUCAACAAUUUAUUAAUGAAAACUUAACUUUUAAUGAAUCGAAAUCGUAUUUUUUUGGUUUUUCUAAAGAGCUAUUAGUACACUGUUUAAAAGUUUAUUUUUAUGAAGAAUAUUCUAAAAAUAAAAAUUUUAACUUUUUAAAUAAUUUUGACGAAAAUGAAGAAAUACUUAUGAAGAAGAUUCAAGAUAAUAUUAACUUUGUUGAAAUGGAUAAAUUACAUCUAAUAUACUGUGAUGAAUAUUUUUAUAUAUUUAAAAAUAUUUUAUACGUUUUAAAAAAAUGCGAUAUAUUUUAUUUUUAUUUGAAUUAUAAAGUAGAAGAUUUCGCAUAUGAAAAAAAUUUUAUUUUUGAACUUUUUUCAAUAUUAGAGAAGAAAUUUAAUAUUCAUCAAUUAAUACAAAUAUAUUUUGAUACAUAUAAAGAUACUAAUAAUUAUUUUGAACUUAUAAAAGUAAACAAUUUAGGAAAUUCAUCAUGGAUAUAUAAAUAUAUUCUGUUAUUUCUGAAUAUACAAAUAUAUUGUAUUAAUAUUUUUUUUUAUUUACAAUUAAGAUUAAACAUAUUAUCAAAAAGCAAUUUUAAGUCGUAUUUAAAUAUUUUUUUAACAUUUUCAAAUAUUAAUUUGGCAAAUAACUAUGUUUACAGUGAUAUUAUUACAAAUACUCUUCAACAAAAAGAAUACUCAAUUAUAUUUCUAAUAAGUUCUUUAAGUAAUUUAAUAACCUUAGAAGAUAUAAGUAAAUAUGUAAAAUGCUCCUUGUCUAGCAAUUUAUUUAAAAUGUUUUUCUAUUUUAAAAAUGAAAAUUCUCCAUAUAACUUUGAACAGAAUAUACUAAUGUUAUCUCAGUGUCUGUAUUAUUUUGAUGAUAUUAUUAAAAAUUUUAUCUUUAUUAAUGACAAUUUUGUAUAUAAAAAGAUACUCUUAGAAAUUAUAAAUAACUCCCUUUGUAGUGAAGAAAAUUUAUACGAAAAAAAAGAGAAUAAUAACAAUAGCAUAAUUUAUGAAACUAAUGAAAUAGGAGAACCAAAAUAUAAAAAAAAAGAGGGAACUGAUAUGAUAUCACAUAAUAUUAAUACAAGUGAAGUUAAUAAUAAUAAUAAUAAUAGCAAUAUUCCAAUUUUUAAUUUUAAUAAUUCAGAAAACCCUGAUUAUUAUAAUAGUUACUCUAUAAGUGGUGAUAACGAUAAUCAAAGUUAUUCAGAUUCAGGAGAUCUUAAUAUUUCGUUAAUGAAAGAUAUCAAAAAAUAUAUAGAAAGAAAAGAAUUUUUUAAAAAAAAUAUCAACGUAAAUCUGUUUUUAAAAGUAUGUAAUUCGAUUUUUGAAAAACAAAAUUUUCUUUUGUUUAUGUAUGAUAUAAAAAAAGCUUAUAAAAAUGUUAAAAUAUGUAUAGAUUAUCUACAAAAUGAAUGUUUUCAAUAUGAUAUUUAUUCAUUGAAAUAUUUUUUUUAUGAUCAUGACUAUAAUAGCACUGAAAUUAUAACUAAUGAGAAAGAAAAGAAAAAAUUAUUAUAUCCAUUUAUUUCUAUUGAAAGUAAAAACAUUUUAUUAGAAAUUUCAAAUCUUUUUUUUUCUUAUGACUAUCUAAAAAUGUUUUCAAUAGAAAAAAAUAACGAAGAUAAAUUUAUUCACAGUAAUAGAAAAAAAAAUAAUGUAAACUAUCAUCCUAUAAUUUUACAUAAUAUGAAUAAAUUGCUAUUAGAAUUUUUUUACAAUAAAAUGUGCAAUUCGUCAAUUGAUACCUUACUUACUUUUAAUUAUAAUUUAUUAUCAAUAUAUAGAAUAUUAAAGGUACUUAUUGGAAACAAUUCAAAUUUAAUCAAUUUUAGUGAAGUUUGUAAAAUAAUAGAAUCACUAAAUGAAAAUCAUAAAAAUAAAAGUAUAAUAGAUUCAGAACAUAUUUUGUAUUAUAAAAUAUUGGAUGUUUUAAAGAAAAAAAAUAUAAAAAAAAAUGCAAUAUAUAUAACUUAUUUAGAAUAUUAUUAUAUUUUAAUUGACUACUUUUGUAAAUAUUUAUAUAACAAUUAUUGUAAAAAUAUAAAGAAUGAUUUUUUUAAGGAUAAUAUUUUUGCUUUUUUUAAAAAUAUAAUUACAUUCUUUUGUAAAAUUUUAAGCAUUAACAAGUGCUUUCACAUUUUAAUAGAAAUAAAAUUACAAAAUUAUUUUAAACUUUUUUAUGAUAUAAAAAAUAGUUUUGUCAGCAUUUAUACAUAUCUCUUUUUUUUCUCCUUAAAAUAUAAUGAAUUAAAAGCAUUAAAUUAUUCCAUAGUCAAUUGUUUGCUAUUUUUAUUAAAAAAAAAAAAUAUCAACAAGUUAAAUGCUUACAUUUUUCAAAUGUUUUCUUAUUUAGAACAAGAAGACCAAUUAAGAGAAGAAAAAAAGGAAAGUGAUGAAAAAGAAAAUCAAAUUAUUACUUCUAAAGAUGUAAAUAAUAAUACUAAUGACAUUAAUAACAAUUUCAGUAAUUGCACAUCACAAAAUUACAUAAAUUCUAAUAUCAAUUACAAUAGUAUAAUGAAUUUUAAAAUUGAAAAAGGUUUAUUGGAUAUAAAAGAAAAUUUCAGAAUUGACAUAUCUUUUUUAAAAAUAUUUUUUCUUUUAAAUGAUGUUAGAAAAACAGAUUUAAAUGAGUUAGAAAAAGAAGAAAACAUAUCAUAUAAAGAGGGUGAAAAAGAGAAUAUGAGUGUAUGUAAUUUAAGUAACAGUAUUAAUGAUAAAUAUGAAGAUAAUUGUAUCAGUAGCAAUAAUGAUUUGAGUUAUUUAUCAAACAAAAAUAAUGUUGAUAAUUGUAAUUCAUAUAGAAGUAACAUUCCUGACUUUUGUAAUAAAAGUGAUAGUAUUAGCUGUAAUGAAACAUGCUUUACUGGUGAUAAUAAAAAGAAUAUUAAUAAUAGUAAUUAUAACUAUUAUUAUUAUAACAUAAGCGAUUAUGAAAUGACUUAUAAUAAUAAUGUUAUUGAAAAUAUUAGUUUAGAAGAAAUUUUUGUGAUUACCCUUAUGCAUUUAUGUCAAAUUGAUAAUAAUUAUAAAUUUAGCUUUGUAAAUGAUUUAUUAAGAUUAUAUGAAGAAGAAAAAAGAAAAAAAAUUUACUCAUGUACUGAAAUAAUUUUAAAAUUAUUUAAAAAAAUUAUGAAAAAAGGAAAUAGUAUAUAUUUUUAUUUUAAUAUUUGUAAAUCAUUUCAAACAAAGAUUCGUCAAAUAUUAGAUAGUAUUAAUAUAUUAAUAAAUAAAUGGGUAAAAUGGACUUUUAAUAAUUGUGAUGAAACUUUUAAAAAAGAAAAAGACAUAAAUGUAAAUGAAUUAGUUAAAUUAUUUUUUAUAUCUUAUUAUAAAUACUUAAAAAAUUAUUUUUUACAGGUAGAUAAUUUUUUUAAUAAUUGUAACUUAUUAAAUAGUAAUAACUAUUUACAUGAUUUCUUAUUUUUAAUUUUCUCAAAAUAUAUAAAUAAAGUAUUUAUAGAUAAUUUUUCAUCCUCAUUUAUAUUUAAAUUAUCAAAGUUUUCUAUUUUAAAUAUAUGUAUAUCCAUCAUUAACUAUAUGAUAAAAGUAUCAAAUAAUAUUAACAUUCAAAGAAUAAAGGAAAUUAAUUUUGAGUUUAAUUCUACUUUAUUAAUGCCUGAUAUAAUAGAAGAAAAUUUAGAAAAUAAAAAUAUUGAAAAUUAUUAUAUAGAGAAUUAUGAAAUGGAAGAUAAAAUAAAUGAAUUAUCUGCAAAAUAUACAAAUCAAGAAGAUUCUACAUAUUAUAAUUUUAUGAAUAAUAUAAUAAUAAAUCAUAAAACAUUAUUAAACAAAUCAAGUUCAUAUAUAAAAAAAAAAGUUAAUAUAUUUCAAAUUGAAUCAAAUAAUAAUGAAAUGUUACAUAAUAAUUACACAAUAGAUUAUCUAACUGAUAUUGUAUUAUUAGAAAAAGAAAAUAAUAAAAAAGAAAUUAAUAAUAACAAUAACAAUAAUAAUAAUAAUAAUAAUAAUAAUAAUAAUAAUAGUAUUAAUAAUAAUAAUGUUGUAAAUAAUAAUAAUAUAGAAAAAUUAUUUAAUCCAUCAAUAAAAAAAUUUAAUAUAAACGAUUUAUCAACUAAUGGAAAUUCUUUAAAUCAAAUGUCAUCAUUUUAUAAAAAAAAUAACUCUAACAAAUAUAAUUUGACAUUUUUAAAAUUUUUUUUUCAUAUAAAAAAUUUAUUAAAAAUUAUUUUUCAAAAUAAUUAUGUAUUUUUUUUAAGCGAUUUACUACUAAUGAAUUAUGAACAAAAAGGAAACCAAAGCAUAUUUAAAUAUAAUUUUCAUUUAUCUGAUUUUUAUAAUUCCAUAUUUAAUAGUUUUAUAAACGAUUUUAAUAUGAAUUAUUUCAAGAACAAAAAUAUUAUCUCUUAUUCUAAAGGAAAAAACAGAAAAACUUAUAAACAAAUUAUAAAUCGAAUUUUAUUAAUGUAUUCACUCUUACUAGAAAUAUGCUAUAAUUUUACAUUUGUUAAAGAAGUUAAUAAUAUUUCAAUGAAUAUUGCAAAUCAAAUAUUUUCUUUAUUUGAUACAUCUCAUCUUAUAUUGAAUUUAUUUUCAAAAACGUCAUUUGAUUUUAUUCAAAAGAAUGAUAUUGUUAGUAAAGCUAUAAACUAUGAUAUUUUAAGUAUAGAAAAAAGACAUUCUAAUGAAAAAAGAGAAAUUUUAAGUAUAUCCUUACUAUACUUCUUCUUGCAUGAUUUUAAGAACAUUUCUAUCUUAUAUGAAAACUUAAAUAAGUAUUUUAAAUUGAAUGACUAUAACAAUAUUUAUUUUCUUUGCAAAUACAGUAAAGGUUAUAUGCCACUUUCAUAUAUCUUAAAGUUACUCACAGACAAAUUGUUAUUCUAUUUUAAUAAAAUAAAAGGAUUGAAUUCUUUAAAUUUAAAAUUAGAAUACACAAUAAGAAGCUUUAAAUUGUUAAAAUUCUUAUAUUUAUUUAUAAAAAAUAAUGAUUUAAUCUGUCUAUCUAUCUAUGAAGAUCUUUUUAAUGUAUUAUUAUUUAUAAUAAGAGAUUAUGUAAAUAACGAAAAUUAUGAUUCUUAUGAAUUAAAAUCAUAUAAAUUUAAUGAAUUAAAAAUUUUAAAUCUAUCUUUACAUUUUAUAAAUUCAAUUUAUUUGAAUUUAUUUAAUGACAAUGGGAAUAAUGUUGAAAAAAAAAAAGAUUUUUGGGAAAAUAUAGAAAAAAUAUUUAACAUAUUUAUAAAUAAAUCACAAAAAAAUAUUUUCUUUUUUUCCAACUCUUAUGAAAAAAUUUCUUAUAAUAAAGAACUAAGAAAAGAAAUAUAUAACUAUUUAUAUAAUUUAAAUAUUGUUAGUGAAAUAUUCGAAUUAAUAAUUAAAGGAAUAUAUAUAAAAGACACUUUUACAAAUAAAUUAAUUAUAUACAUUUGUUAUGAUAAAAAUAUAUGCAAACUUUUUUUUAAUAUAAACUAUAAGAAUUUAAAUGAUUUAUUGUAUAAUUACUUAGAAUUGCAUAAAAAAAAGGAAGACGAUGCAUCUAAUUUGAAAAAUCUUUUAAACAGUAAAAAAAGCAUACUUAUUGAAAAAUAUACUUUAAUAAAUGAUGAUUUGUUAAUUGAAAAUAUGCUGCAAAUAUUACAUGAAAAGAAAAUAGAUUAUAAGUAUAUAAUUAAUAUAAGUGAAAAUAAAGCAAAAAAAGAUUUGGUAAAUGAAAGCAUUUUUGAAGAAAAAAAUGAUUCAAUAACUAUUAGAAGUAUAUUACAAAAUAAAAUAGAAUUAUUAGAUAAUGAUUAUGUUAGUGCUAAGUUUUUUGAAGAUAAAUCAAAACUAUACGGUGAAAAAAAUUACUUAUUUGAUAUAAAAAAUUAUUAUCACUGUAUAAAUACUACUAUUAAUAACUAUCAAGAAAAUUCAUAUAUUAAUGAUAUACACACAGAAAACCAAAAUAUAUUUAGUGAAAACAUAAAUAAUGAUAAUGAAUAUGAAUCAGAUAUAAUAAGAAAAAAAAAAAUUGAUUCCAAUGUUUUAAGAAAUUUAGAUAAUAUUUUUCCAGACUCUAAUUCAAAUAGUUCAACUAAUAAAAAUGAAUUCGAAUUUAAUAUGAAAAACAAUUACAUGAACAUUAGUAAUUCAAAUAAUAGCCUUAAUUCAAUAAAUAGAAAUUCUUGGAAUUAUAAAAAUGAUAGUUUGAAUUAUGAUUAUAAAGAAGAAAAAAUAGAAAGAAAAAAAAGGAAAAGAAAAGAAAAGAAAAAAUAUAUAUAUUUUGACAAUAAUGUAUCAAAUAAUUUUUUUUCUAAUUAUUUUAAAAAUGAACUAAAAUGCAUGAAAUACAUAAACCUAACACAUAGUACUUAUGAUAGUAAAUUUCGAUUGUUAUUACUUUUAUAUAAAUUUAUAAUUAUUAUUAAACAUAAAAAUUUAUUUGAAGAUGAGAAUUAUCAAAAAGAAGAAAAGUGCUAUUUAGAAAAGCAGAAUAUAGAAAGCAGUUCACCUUUUCUUUUUUUUAUAUAUGAAAUCAUGAUAACAUUUAUGACAUCAUCUAUAUACAUAAAUCAAAAUUCCCUCUUUUAUGUUAUAAUUACCAAUAUUUUAAUAAACUUUUUUUCUUUUAUGAGUAUGAAAGACUAUAAAGAAUAUAAAAAGAAAAAUGUUUUAUAUGAUAAUAAUAAUAAUAAUAAAGAUAUAGAAAAAAAUAAAGACAAUUUAUCUAAUAAUAAUUAUAAAAUCUUUAUCAAUAACAAAAUUCAAUCUAAUAAUAAAGAAAAUUUAAAAAAUAAUGAUAAAAAUACAAUAAAUAAUAAUGAUAAUAUUGUUAAUGAAAAUGAGAAGGUAAAAGAGUUUUAUCAAGGUAUUUUUUUUUGUGAUCUAUUUAUUGAUGAAUCAUCUAUUAUUAGCAUAAAAAAUAGAAAUGAUAGUUUUAUUUUUGAUAUUUUACAUAAUAUAUCUAAAAGAGAUAUUGAGAAAUAUAAUUUUAUGAAAAAUUCAAUUCAUUUUAGUGAUAUAGAUCAAAAAGAUAAAUCGUUGUUUAUAAAUAAAUAUGAAAAUAAUCCUGAAAAUCAAAAUAACCUAAUAUACAAUAUGCCUAUAUUUUUUUCCCUUUUUAUCAGAGCUAUUAAUAUCCAUUUACAUUUUUUUAAAUUUUAUAAUAAAAAUAUGUAUAUUUUAAAGAAUUACAAUACCUUAUAUUUACCAAAUUCUAUUUUAAAAUAUAUCUACCCCACAAAUCAUUUUAAUAUUAAUUUAUUUGUCAAUUUAUUAGAAUUAUUUUACGUUACUAUUAGAAUUUAUAACAAUCAUUUUAUAAAAUUAAAUAAAAGUUUUUCUAGAAUUGGCGAAAAUGAAAAUAGAGAAGAUAUAGGAAGAGAUAGCAAUAUCACACUUUUUAUAAAUCACGAAAAAAUAAGAAAUAAUGUAAAUGAUAAUGAUAAAGAUGAUAAUAGUAAUAAUAUUGAUAAUACCUCAAAUAAUAUUAUAAAUAGUUUUAAUGAUAAUAAUGAUUUCACAGAAAAAAAUUUUUUUGAUAUUUACAUAACAACGUUAAAAGAAGUAUUAAAGGAGUGUUAUGAAGCUCAUCAUAUUAAUAUGAAGAACGAAGAAAAUAUACGAAGAUCCUAUUUUCUUGAACAUAUGUUUUUAUAUUUCUUAUAUAAUAGAAUUAAUACUAUUUAUGAAUUAUUUUAUUAUUAUUUUUUUAAAUGUUUAAAAAAAGAAAAAAGAAAUAUCUUUGAUAGUAUCAAUGAAAAAAUAUAUAAUUUAUUAGAGAAUAUUAUUUAUGAUCAAAUUAAUAAAAUAAAUCACUUUCUAGAGAAUGAUAAAUAUUAUUAUUUUUAUAUAAAUACAUUAACGUUCAUUGCCUUAAAUAAGAAUGUAUGCCUACAUAUAAUUAAGAAAAAUAUUUUGACAAAGUUAAUUUAUGUACCUUUAAUUUAUCAUUCUAUAUUCGAUAAAAAUAAAAGUUUUAGCUCUAUUUAUUAUCUAAGGGAUGAUCAAUAUAUAAGAAAUAAAAAUCAUAUAAUUUUUUGUUCAUUGAUUGUUUUAAUUAUUAAAUUGCUGUAUAUUUUUGUUAAAAAUUUAAAAAAUGUAAAUAAAAAUUCAGACUUUUAUUCUGAAUCAUCCAUUUGUGAUAUUAAUAAAAAGUUUGAACAUAAUAAUCAAAAAUAUAUUUCACACAUAAAAGAGAUUAUGAGGAAUAGAGAAUUUUCUCAUUAUGAUUCAGAAUGUAAUGAAGAUAUAAAAGAAAAUAAUAAUAAACUAUGUAUUGAUAAUGAUAAAAAUAAAAAUGCAAAUGAUGAAAACUACUUAAAGAAUAAAAGCCAAAUGAAUUGCACUAGUCAAAGUAAUAAUAGAAAAAAGGAGAAAAGAAACAACAAACAAAACAUUUCACAGGUAAAUUACGAAAUUGAAUUUUUUCUAAAUUCUAUUUUAAAUAUUAUUGGAAAAUUAACCGACAGAAUAAAUUUUAUAUUUUUAAAAAUUGAAAAAAUUAAUUGUCUAGCUAUAUUUGAAGAAUCAUAUUUAUAUGUUGAACUAUUCACAAAAAUUUCAUAUUAUUGUAAUAUAUUUAAUGUUAAUAACUUUCUUAUUUCAUUAAUGGAAAAAGGAGUUGAGCACCAUUUAUUUUAUAUUAAUAGAAUAUUAGAAAAAUUUAUAUAUGAGAAAGAAGUUUUUAUUGAAGCAUAUAGCCCAUAUGAAAUAAGUGCAUCAUCAAAUAUAUCGAAUAUUAAAGAAAAAAAAAAAAUGAAAAAAAAUGAAUUAUCUUUAUUUACACAAAGAGUAUUAUAUAUAUGUUAUAAAUCAAUAUUAAAUUAUAAUACAAUACUACUGAAUAUAAUACAAACUCCUUAUUUUACUUAUUCACAUUUUGUUAUUCACUUGUAUACCCUUUUAUUAAAAUCAACUAGAUUAGUUACCAAUAUUAUUGAGCAUUUUGGAAGAAAAAAUACAACCUUAAUAAGAACAAUAAAAGUUAAUUCAAGUUUAUCAUACGUCCCAAUAUGUUUAGAUAUAGUUAAUACAAUGAAAGAAAAAAAAAAAGAAAAAAUUCAUUACACAAGAGGUGCUGUAAAAUCUAGUUUCAGUUGCUAUCUGAGUGAUAGUAAUUCUUACAGUGACGAUUCAACUUACUCAGGAGAAAUAAUUCAUUACAACAGAUCAAUUGAUGAAUAUAUUAAUACAAAAAGAAUAUAUAAAAAUGAUUAUUUGUUUAAUUUUUUACCUGAAAUGAUUGAAUUGAAAGUUUAUUAUAAUAUACUAAAAGAAAUUCUUGAAAGAAGUGCAUUUUUGGGUGCAUUUAUUUUGGAUAAAUUAAGAAAUUCAUGUGAGGAUUCAUGUUUAAAACAAAUUUUAAUUAGCAAUGUUUUCUCUUAUUUGAUACAUAUUAAUGCUACACUUUUACCUUCAAAUAUAUGUACAAAUAAUUUAAAAAAAAAAUGCACACUUAUUUACAAUUAUGUUGUUAAUAUACAUAAGAAAUGA